CAUGUUUUGUACAAGAAAUGUCAGCCAGAAAGGGCUAUCUGCUCCCUACGCCAAAAUACACCACAAUAAUGUCAUGUUCGGACAGCCCGUCAGGAAAUGCCUUUUUAGUGGAUUCUCUGAUCAGUGGUCGCACCGAGAGCGGCGGAGGUCACUACGCAGGGAGCGCGGUGUGCUUACCUCAUAGCACCGCUGCAGAAGUGCCUUACGGACUACACAACUAUGGAUACUUCCCAGGUAUGGGCAAGCGGAGCGAGGUGGGUCCCCAAAACAUGGUUUCCGCUUCAGGGACGUACAUGCCCAGCAUGGAGAUGUGGAUGGACGCGCAGAGGUCAUGCCGAAUGGACCAAGAGCACCCGGUAGGUCCCCAGGUCGCGCCCUGCUCCUUCCCGCAGAACAUUAAGGAAGAGAGCACCUACUGCCUGUAUGAGCAGCCGAAGUGCCCUAAAGCCUCCACGGCCGAAGAUCUUACAUAUUCGAGAUUAACUGCAGCCGGCCUCGGGUCGAGUUCUUGUACAGUUACCGAUGGCGGCGGCGGGGGCUCAGUGCCUGUGCCGGGCUACUUCCGCUUGUCUCAGACGCACGCACAUUCUCAUAAACUUUACAACACCAACGGCCCCCAGCCGAACCCUUCCCAUUCUCAUUUUGGCCUACACCCCACUGCUCCCGCGCGCUUCCACACGCCACCAACCUCGACUUCUGCUCCGGCCACGGCGCAGGAGGGAAGGAACACCGCGGAGCCCGUGUCCUCGGCAAAAGCAGACGCGCAGCCUCACGCUGCACCGGGGACCGAGGAGGCACGAGAGUCCUCGGAUGCAGAAGCCUCCUCAGCUGACGAAGCGGAGGAGCACGACAAAGACACCCAAGCAAAGACCCCCAAAGGAGACACAAAAAGUGAAAACACGGCCAACUGGCUGACAGCAAAGAGUGGCCGGAAGAAACGCUGCCCGUACACCAAGCACCAGACUCUGGAGCUGGAGAAGGAGUUUCUCUUCAACAUGUAUCUGACCCGAGAGCGCCGCCUAGAGAUCAGUAAAAGCGUCCACCUGACGGACAGGCAGGUUAAAAUCUGGUUCCAGAACCGCAGGAUGAAACUGAAGAAAAUGACGCGGGAAAACAGGAUCCGGGAGCUCACUUCCAACUACGGAUUUUCGUGAUGAACGAGGUGAUCACAUUGAAAUAGAA
This is a messenger RNA of Xiphias gladius (swordfish), 1182 nucleotides long. Its product is annotated as homeobox protein Hox-A10. Gene Ontology annotation, molecular function: RNA polymerase II cis-regulatory region sequence-specific DNA binding; DNA-binding transcription factor activity, RNA polymerase II-specific. Lineage: Eukaryota; Metazoa; Chordata; Actinopteri; Istiophoriformes; Xiphiidae. Gene Ontology annotation, biological process: regulation of transcription by RNA polymerase II. The coding region runs from base 18 to 1154 and encodes 378 amino acids. The transcript has 2 exons. Gene Ontology annotation, cellular component: nucleus. The record is from RefSeq and is a predicted model, not a curated record.